Molecule: messenger RNA, 3230 nt
Organism: Chinchilla lanigera (long-tailed chinchilla)
Lineage: Eukaryota; Metazoa; Chordata; Mammalia; Rodentia; Chinchillidae
Gene: Tbxas1
Product: thromboxane A synthase 1 (platelet)
Exons: 10
Coding region: 161-1537 (458 amino acids)
Molecular function (GO): monooxygenase activity; oxidoreductase activity, acting on paired donors, with incorporation or reduction of molecular oxygen; heme binding
Source: RefSeq, a predicted model, not a curated record
CUCUGAGAAAGAGCACAUUUGGGGGACCCACUUGAGGUGAUGUGUGCUUAGCUGCCUACUUCUCUCUCCUCCACCUGCAGAUCAGGGCUCCAGUUGGGGUAGGGACAUCAACCACGCUCUUUCAUUUGAGGAACGCCACCUCUGGGGUCUUAGAGGAGCCAUGGAAGUCUUGGGGCUUCUCAGACUGGAAGCGAACGGUCUCACGGUGACCGUGGCCCUGUCUGUGGCUCUCGCGGCCCUCCUGACUUGGUACUCUACAUCAGCAUUCUCAGUGCUGGAAAAGCUGGGUAUCAGACAUCCCAAGCCGUCCCCUUUCAUUGGGAACUUGACCUUCUUCCGCCAGGGUUUUUGGGAUGGCCAACUGGAGCUCAGAAAACUAUACGGACCUCUAUGUGGGUACUAUCUUGGUCGUCGAAUGUAUAUUGUUAUUUCUGAGCCAGACAUGAUCAAGCAGGUGUUGGUUGAGAACUUCCACAACUUUACCAACAGAAUGGUGUCAGGUUUGGAGCCCCAGCCAGUAGCCAACAGCAUCCUCUGCUUGCGUGACAAGAGAUGGGAAGAGGUCAGAGGCGUCCUGACUUCUGUUUUCAGUCCCGAAAAGCUGAACGAGAUGAUGCCCCUCAUCAGCCAAGCAUGUGACCUUCUCCUGGCUCAUUUAAGACGCUGUGCAGAAUCGGGGGACGCAUGUGACAUCCAGAGGUGCUACCGAGCAUUCGCCACCGAUGUGGUGGCCAGUGUCGCCUUUGGCACCCAGGUGGACUCGCAGAAAGAUCCUGAGGACCCCUUCGUGCUGCACUGCAGGCGCUUCUUUGCCGUCAGCAUCCCCAGGCCCCUCCUGGUCCUAAUCUUAUCGUUCCCGUCCAUAAUGGUCCCGCUGGCCCGGAUUCUACCCAAUAAGAACCGAGAUGAACUGAACGGCUUUUUUACCAAACUCAUUAGGAACAGGAUUGCCUUUCGGGACCAGCAAGCAGCAGAAGAGCGGCGCAGAGACUUCCUGCAGAUGGUGCUGGACGCCCGGCACUCCCCCAGCUGCGUGGGUGUGGACAGCUUCGACCUGGUCCGAGACGCGCUGUCCUCUGCAGCGCGCACCACAGACCCCUCGCCCCCGCGCCAGCCCCGGGCCCUGUGCCGGCCGCUCACGGUGGAUGAGAUCGUGGGCCAGGCCUUCCUGUUCCUCAUCGCCGGCCACGAGAUCGUCACCAACACUCUCUCCUUCGCCACCUACCUGCUGGCCACCAACCCGCACUGCCAGGAGCGGCUUCUGAGAGAGGUGGACCUUUUCCAGAAGAGGCAGAGGGGGAAAGACAAGUGGCGCACGUACCGCCACCGCGCAGGACAGCCCAGGAAGACCGGGGUGAGCCGCAGAGUUGGGAAGGAGGUGAGGCUGCCCCGCCGGGGACUGCGGCGGCUACGCGGGAGGAGGAGGAGGGAGGCAGAGCAGAGGACCCCGGGGAAGGGGCAGGGACACAAGGACAGGCCGAGCUGGGCAAGUGUGAAGACGGCAGCGCGGGGAGGAGGUCACGGUGCAGGAAGGUAGACCGGGUGGCGCCGACGCAGUUCUGGGAAUUCUGGGAGCUCCCUCUGGGGGCUCAGGGCGACUCACGCGGGGGCUGAGCUGAGCUCCUUUCCUGCGCCCAUGCUGUUUCUGGAUGCCUGAUGCAUCAAAUUGCUUGGACCUAUAAAUUGUUACUGUUUUUUAAAAAGCUGUGCUUUAGAAGGCUGUGGUGGCUCAGGCCUUCAUUGCCAGUACUUUGGGAGGCUGAGGCAGGAGGAUCACAAUCUCAAGUCCAGACUAAGCAGCUUAAUAACCUAGUAAGCGCGAGAGGCAAAAAAGGAAAAGGAAAAGAAUCUGUGCUUUACCAGGCAAGCCCCCAUGGUGCGAUCCCAUCACCUGCUGCUGUUGUUACUACCACAUGCAUAAUUUUGGAAGGGGGCUUGUUCUGGUACUGGAAUCACUAGGAAAAAACUUUGAUGCAUGAACUGAAAACCAUUUCCCAGAAAAUGCCGCUUCUUUAUCCUGCUAGGGAAGUAGAGGCAAGCUUGGCGCUGUUCUCCAUAAAUGCUUAAACGUUUGAAAGCUGCAUAGCUGUGUCACCGACUGCCUCGGCUCCCGGCUCCAUGCGAGCUGGAGGUCAGCUCGGAGUUCUGUGUUGUUAUGACAACUGUCAGGCUGGGUCUCUCCGGCCCGCUGCUCCCCGAUUGAUCUUCGGAGUCUCGAUGCGAGAGUUUGUAUUUAUCCUUAUUACUGCUCAAGUCAGUCAAAAUAAUUUUGAAUCUUGAUUUCCCCAUCUGUCAUAUUAGCAGGUCCUCCAGCUUUGUGUCACCGAGACGCACCAGGCGUGACUCCCCUUUCAUCCAAGUCACUGAUUAAAAUGUGGAACAGAACAGGGCUUCCCUCAGAUUGACAUUGAUCCAUUAAUCAAUAUUCUUCAGGCAUGGAGCCUCUACAAGGCAUGAAUCCCAAUAAUCCUACGUCCUAUCUUAUCCUGUGUCACAUGUUAUUCUUUAACAUUUGCUCUAAACUGGGGAGAGGGGAUGGAAGGACCCGGAUGAUCCGCACACGUCACUGCUGCGGGUGGGAAAGGGCGGUGGAAGGCGUAUCCGUUAGGGUUCACCUCAUCACAUGUACCAAAACCCCGACUCAAAUCGAUUUCAGCAAAACUAAAAUGAAACAGAUUCAUAAAUUUGCUUCUGUGAGUACAAAUUAUUGCACAACUCAGGAAUAGAUGUGGCUUCAGGCAGAUCUUUAUUCAGGCCUCAGAGCUGUGCUCGGAUUGGGUUCCUCUGCUCCCAGCCCCUGUCUGCUCCUCCUGUGCAGCCUGUUCUCAAUCUCACUGUCCUCUGAAUGCCUGGGCGGUCUGUGACUACCCACUUCCUUGCUCCUCGCCACGGAAUGAGAAGAUCUGUGGCCUCCAAUUCCCAGCAAGGGUCAUGAAGAUCACUCUGAUUGGAACAUAAGAUAGCUACCCAUUCAGAAGCCAACUGUCAUGCUCUGGGGGCACCUAUGGACCCAGCCUGGGAUCAAGCACACACAAAGCGAACCACCAAGGACCUGGGAGGGAGACUUCCUGAAGGAAGCAUACAGUGGGUGCCAGGAAGGUGCACAGGGACAUGAAGCCCCUGGAUGUGACUAAAUCAGAAGGCAGAUUAAAGUAAAGAUCACCAAGCUGGGCAUGGUGGCACACGCCUAUAAUCCCAGCACUCAGGAGGCUGAGGCAGGAGGAUUGCUG